AUGGAAGGUCGUCAAGGCGAUGUGUCCAUCGAUGCUGGCAUCCAAGCUACUCAAGGUAUGUCGCUUUCGAAACCACUGCCCGAUCCAGCUUGGUCAGAUCAAGCGCGUGGUGGAAUCUUCUUGUCCGAUCUUCCUUUGCAGGACGUCAAGUGUGACAGCGCCAAGCACAUAGUGGACAUCAUCAGCGAUGUGCCCCCGCCUGAUAAGACUUCCAUUGAGGCCGCAAUCAACUCUGGUCACUGUGGAAAGGAUCGGCUACCCGAACCGUUUUGCGUGAAAUCUGAUGUGGAAGUCAAGCUCAUCACACAGUUCGUCGUUAUCUCUCAAAACAAUGCCAACGUCUCUGUUCUCAAGCAUAUGUAUAGCCCAGACACGAAGCUCACCAAGGCAUGCUUGGAGUGUUUGUGCUACGGAACACCUUAUGUCUUGAAGUGGCAAGGCCAUGCACAGAACUUCAGGAGAGGGUUUCAAUGGUUCUUGGAGCAGUUGGGUGGAUGGCAGUGUCGUCAUCAUGCACUGACCCAUAUGCUACCUUGCCACCAACCCCGUCCUGAUGGCUCCAAAAGUGGCUCUUACAUGGCAAAUCUGAGCGAAGAGGCGGUUGACAAGAGCUUCGCUUUCAUCGAGGAGGAAGCAAGUCGACUUGGCACUGAGUGGAAGCGUGUUCAGUGGAUGACCAAAAACUUGAACACUAAUCCCGAGUCCCCCAUCUACGCAUGGGGUCAAGACGUCGAGUACUCCGUCCUUGACUUCGCUGUUCGCCACAUGCUCAAGCACAUGAAGACGCACUCAAACGGCUUCGUUGGCAGCCCCGGACAGGCUGGUCGCAAGGACCGGCCUGACAUGCACGACGAUGGGUGCCUCGCAUCGGAACCUAUUCGCAAGAUGAAAGGUUUCGCAGAUGUACGAUGUAUUGCAAUGACAAGGGAAUGCUGGGGAGCAGCAAAGUUCGUUCAACGGCAAAUGCGUCUCUUCGCCUGCAACGACUUCGAGUUUACGCCAUGGCUUAAUAAGCAUCAGCGUAUUCGCGGUGGUUGCGCAGUUCACAUGAAACACGAAGAUUUCUUGGGCGUCAUCAAGCCGAUGCGAGUGAACAUACUGGUCAAUGCUGGCACCAUCAUGUUGUUCCGCUCAGCAACACAGGAAGAAAUUUCUGUGCCCGGAUUAGUCAUGGACAGCCACCUGGAUUUCUUGAAGCCUGCAUCGGCGAAGAGGUACAACGAAUAUCGUGACGGCAUCAAGUCAACGCCUUCCGCGUUUGACGAAGAUCUCAAAUGGGAGGUCGACUACGUGAACGCAAUCCUCACUGGCAACCCACGCGCUAUUCAUGAACUUUUUCAUGGCUCAAGUCACAGACCCACCGGCAGCUUCAGCGCAUCUUCUCUGCCAUCAUCAUCUGUCAACACAGCUACGGCGGUCAAAGAACAGCCCCGGCCAUUUCGCAGGGCUUUGUCCACACUGUCAAGUGAGAUCAUUGACCUAGGCACCCAAGAAGCAACCGUCAAGGAGGAGGAGGAGGUGCACGACCCCAUGGACGAUCUUGCCUUCGAGCCCCAGGGAAUCUCACAAGAGCUGACCGACUUCACGAAGGAUUUUGUCAGUAGUGAGGAUCUUGAUGAUGGUCUUGUCGCUUGCCGUAAGGAGCUGUGUGAUUGA
This is a messenger RNA of Symbiodinium sp. CCMP2592, 1656 nucleotides long. The record is from the annotation of a GenBank genome assembly. Lineage: Eukaryota; Dinophyceae; Suessiales; Symbiodiniaceae.